This is a messenger RNA of Racocetra fulgida, 523 nucleotides long. The record is from the annotation of a GenBank genome assembly. Lineage: Eukaryota; Fungi; Glomeromycota; Glomeromycetes; Diversisporales; Gigasporaceae.
AUUUUUACAAAGUCUUCAAGUAAAUGUUCUGAUAAAAUAAAUACGACUCUUAAAGAAACUAUUUCAGAAAAACACAUUGAUUUUUACAAAAAGGAGCAUUUUGUCAAUUGUGAGAAAUACAUUGGGUCGAUUUGGAAAGCUAAAUUUGAAAAGUUAAACUUAACAGUCGCUCUUAAAAGUCUGAGCAGUAGCAACAACAGUAACUUUGAUGUAACUUUAGUUGAAGAGCUUCAAACAUUAAAAAGGAUUAACGGUUUUCCUCAUAUUAUUAAUUUUUACGGAAUAGCUAAAGGUGAAAUAAUUUUACAACAAAUCGAUUAUUUAUCAGAUUCAAAUGACAUAAAACAAGACAUAUAUGAUCUUGGAAUCAUUCUUUCGGAAGUUUUCAGUGAUUCAUUGCCAUCUGAAUCAUUAGUUCAAUGUAUUGAACUUUAUAAAAAAUGCUUAAAUCAAACUCCAGAUCAACGUCCAACAAUCAAAACAGUUUAUGAAGAAUUGAUGCAAAUAGAAGAUGGUGGAUUUA